This is a messenger RNA of Labrus mixtus (cuckoo wrasse), 2411 nucleotides long. RefSeq names its product interleukin 6 receptor (gene il6r). NCBI's taxonomy places the organism in Eukaryota, Metazoa, Chordata, Actinopteri, Labriformes, Labridae. Gene Ontology annotation, biological process: cytokine-mediated signaling pathway. Gene Ontology annotation, molecular function: protein binding; cytokine receptor activity. The record is from RefSeq and is a predicted model, not a curated record. Gene Ontology annotation, cellular component: external side of plasma membrane; membrane. The transcript is spliced from 10 exons. The coding region runs from base 241 to 2016 and encodes 591 amino acids.
AAGGGGAAGAGAGCUGGGAUUUCACAAUAACGGGUCUUACGGUCAGCAACCAGAGGAAGCCAGUCUUGGCUAAAAACCUUGCCUGUCUGUCAAUCUGUCAGUCCGUCUAGAGAAGAAGAACUCUGUUUUUCUAUGCGUGAAAAAUGUCAGAUGGUAAUAACAAAAAUCUCCAAAUGAUGCUUAUUUGCGCGAAAGUAAUGACAGUGUGAGGACUCAGUGAAGGGAGAUUCAUGCGCCAAAAUGCAGAUUUUUCCCCUUUUGAUGUUCGUUUUGUGUGCCGAACCAGUCCGCUGUAUUUUUGAAGGAACCUGCCCAAGAAAAGAGCCUCCACCUGGUGUGCUGGUUUUGUCCCCAGGCAGUAAGCUGGUUCUAACCUGCAGUGGUCAUGUGAAGGUGGACGGCGUAAAGGUCAGCAUGUCCAGAAACAGCUCAAACGUCAUCAGAAGAACAAAUUCUUCAGAUGAAAACCCAAUCACUGUAAACAUAUCAAAUGACACUGGAGUUGUGAUGAAAAGUGAGAAGCAGACAACAAAGAAUGCUGUAAAUGAAGGGAACCCCACUGAGGCAGAAGAAAACAAAGUCAUCACACAUGCCAACACAGGAUACACAGUUUCUCCCACCACUCACAAUGUCCAGAAAAGCAGAGUGAGCUGGCUCCUAAAGAGUGAAUUGAACUUGGAUGCUGAAGAGGUGGAAGGCAGGGGGGGGUUUGAGGAAGAGGAGGACGAGGAAGGGAGCAGGGUGACAAGGGGCAUUAAACGAAUGCAUCAUUGGAAGUGGAACGGGAAGACAGUGGGGAAAGGACACAGAGACUGGAGAGAAGUGACAUUGGAUGGGAGAGGGGAGACGCUGUCUCUGUCCUCAGCAAAAGUGACAGACUCCGGAAAGUAUGCUUGUUAUUACAAAAGCACACAGAUGUUCUCCUUAAGAGUUACCGUCGCAGAUCCUCCAGAGACUCCCAGCCUGUCCUGCUACAAAAGGUCACCCAGCAGUAAGAUUCGCUGUGAGUGGACUCCUCAGAAGGUCAUCACUGUAACACCUGACUGCUAUCUGUUUCUAAGUAAAAAAUUAGGCAGAAAUUCAGAGCCUUUUCAUCGUUUACAGUGCUCGUACUCACUUCGACUCUCGCGCUGUUGGUGCGCUCUGGACUUCAACGAGGACCAGCCGAGAACCCUUCAUAGGGCCUACCUGUGUGUUACAAGCAUUGCAGGCAACGCCACCAGCAGCCUCCAGCACUUCAGACCUCUGAGCAUCUUGAAGCCUGACCCUCCAUCGCAUGUGUCGGUACGACAGGAAGUGGGAAAGGAGAGAGGGUUGAAGGUCACAUGGAGUUUCCCGAGGUCCUGGAAGUCUCAAGACAACUUUUAUGAACUCAUCUAUGAGAUCAAAUACAGACCUCGCCAGUCUUCAUUUCAGAAUGAGCAGGUACAUGUAAUUAAAGAAGAUCGUUUCUACACCAUCACUGAUGCAAUGCCUGGUGUUGAGUACCUGAUACAGCUCCGAACUACCGAGGAAUUUGAUGGUCUGUGGAGUGACUGGAGUACACCUGUCAAUGCCAGCAGUUGGACAGCACCGUCAGUGCCACCUCUUACUAGUACAACGUUUCCACUGUACUCAGAAGGCUCUGGUGACGAAGAAGAGAUGAUAUAUGUUAUUGAGCCUGUGUUCACUGGAUCAGAACUGUCCAGUUCCAUCUUGUGGAUCUCUGGUUCAUUUGUUCUGGUGUCAAUCGUUUUGGCUGCCUACAUAUUCAGAUACAAGGACAGAUUUGUGUCUAAACUGCAGAGCGUUGUUACAAAAUGUGGUGACUCACCUCAGCCUCAGCACUCCGUCCAAUCUGCUCCAGAAGUAAAGGCUCUGGUGACCUUUGCCCCUCCGGGUUACAAAGAACCCCAAUCAAGUGAAAUGGGUGAAGACGAAGACGAAGACGAAGAUGAUGAGGAAGAAGAGCAGGUGAAAGAGCGGAUGGAAAGCCUGCACUUCAACAACACAAGUUACUUCUUUCUCCAGACGUAGUAAUGAUUAGACAGAAAGGACAACACUGCCGUGUUUUUAAUUCAUAACCAGUUGAUCAGAUGACUAAAAAGAAUAUCCACUUUUUUUUCUGCUGGAAGCAAACUCAAGACUAUUUUAUCUCCUGUCUAUCUCUCUGUACCUUAUGCUAUAUAUACGUUUUUGUUGUUGUGAAGUAACUUGUCUUUUAGUAAAUAUAUUAUGUCUGUGCCAGUGAGAAGUGUAUUGAUACUGUAGGCUAGAUGUAGGCCAAAUUAUAGGUCUACAUCUAAAUACCACCUCAUGUUCUGUUUGUAUAUACUGUAACUUUGUAAAUUUUUAUCAAAUAUGUCAGUCACACCCUGCUGUUUACUUAUUCGUUUAAGGUCCGAAAAUAAUUUUGCUGUUACAAUCACUGA